Molecule: messenger RNA, 3043 nt
Organism: Lactuca sativa (garden lettuce)
Lineage: Eukaryota; Viridiplantae; Streptophyta; Magnoliopsida; Asterales; Asteraceae
Product: nuclear poly(A) polymerase 1
Biological process (GO): RNA 3'-end processing
Cellular component (GO): nucleus
Molecular function (GO): RNA binding; poly(A) RNA polymerase activity
Source: RefSeq, a predicted model, not a curated record
AGAAAGCCAGCCCAUUCUCUGAUUCCGAAUUCUCGAAUCUCUAUCCCUCACCAAAAGGGUCGUCCGCCAGGCCAUUGUUUUGGAAUUGAAACUGAAAUCGCGACAGGAAGAGAAGAGAAGAAAGUAGAAAUCGAGAGAGGAGAAGAAAUUGAAAUCAGAAAUCGCCGGCACGUUGGCACCGGUAUCGCUCCUCACGGUCACGAUUUCACGGUCUCACGCUCACCUCACCUGUUGUGACGUGUUGGAGCAGGAAGCGAGCAAGAAUUAAACAAAAUUUUGUUGUCGAAAAUUGAGGUUCCUUUCUUGUGUGGAAGAGCUACAACAGAUUGCUCGAAAGGAGGCGGCUUUUCACUUGUAGUGCUCUGUUGAUCACUUGGAAUCGAAGGGUUCAGUUGAUCACGAUCUCCUGUAGCUGUUUGUUGGAUAUCAUAUAUAGCUAGGGUUUGUUGGAUAUCUGGAUUUGGAUAGGUUUCUGCUUGUUAGCAUCUGAUAAUCAGCUGUUGAGAGUUUUUUCUUCUGUUCCUUUUCUGAUUGUACCAUUGGGCUCAAUUAUUAUGGCCCGGGACAUGCUGUACCGAAAAAAUGAUUUAUAGUGACGUUUUGCUUAUUUGUUUUCUUAUUUCUUAUAUGUUCCUGGUUUUCUGAUGAAAAUCUAGGGAAAAGUUUAAGUAGUUUUAAAAUUUUGUUCAUAGCAGACUCAACUUGUUUGAGAAAAUUUUGUUUUUUUUUACUGGGGUAUGGGUAGCCAAGGUUUUAAUAGUCAAACAAAUGGGCCAAGAUUGGGCAUCACAGAGCCAAUAUCUUUGGGGGGGCCAAGCGAGUAUGAUGUAACAAAGACCAAUGAGCUUGAAAAGUUCUUGGCUGAUGCUGGACUGUAUGAGAGUCAGGAAGAGGCCAUAAGCAGGGAAGAGGUUUUGGGACGGCUGGAUCAGAUUGUGAAAAUCUGGGUGAAAAAAGUUAGCCGGGCCAGGGGGUUAAAUGAACAGCUGGUACAGGAAGCUAAUGCCAAAAUUUUCACCUUUGGGUCUUACCGUCUUGGGGUGCAUGGUCCUGGUGCUGAUAUCGAUACACUCUGUGUUGGACCCAGACAUGCAUCACGGGAUGAAGAUUUCUUUGGUGAGCUUAAAAGAAUGCUCUCAGAUAUGCCUGAUGUCACAGAAUUGCAUCCUGUACCUGAGGCUCACGUUCCUGUGAUGAAAUUCAAGUUGAAUGGUGUAUCCAUAGAUCUUCUCUAUGCAAAACUUUCACUUUGGGUCAUACCUGAAGAUUUGGAUAUCUCUCAAGACUCGAUACUGCAGAAUGCAGACGAACAGACGGUUCGGAGUCUUAAUGGAUGCAGAGUUACUGACCAGAUUCUGCGCUUAGUGCCUAACAUUCAGAGUUUUCGCACAACAUUAAGAUGCAUGAGGUUUUGGGCCAAGCGAAGGGGCGUUUACUCAAAUGUUGCAGGAUUCCUAGGUGGCAUAAACUGGGCUUUGCUGGUUGCACGGAUCUGCCAGCUGUACCCUAACGCCCUACCGAAUAUGCUGGUUUCUCGGUUCUUCAGGGUGUACACUCAAUGGCGAUGGCCAAAUCCAGUAAUGCUUUGUGCUAUUGAAGAAGGAUCACUUGGAUUGCAGAUUUGGGAUCCUAGAAGAAACCACAAAGACAAAUACCACUUGAUGCCAAUCAUCACUCCGGCUUAUCCUAGCAUGAACUCUAGCUACAAUGUGUCUUCAAGCACUUUACGUAUAAUGACGGAAGAAUUUAAAAGAGGCCACGAUAUUUGUGAGGCGAUGGAGUUGAACAAUGGUGGUUGGGUUGAGCUUUUUGAACCGUAUCGUUUCUUUGAAGCAUACAGGAAUUAUCUCCAGAUAGAUAUUGGUGCGGAUAACGAUGAGGAUAUGAGGAACUGGAAAGGCUGGGUGGAAUCUCGCGUGCGCUACCUCAUACUAAAGAUUGAGAGGGACACGUUCAAAAUGCUGCAGUGCCACCCACAUCCAGGGGACUUCUCAGACGGGUCAAAUCCUUACCACUGCAGUUACUUUUUAGGUCUUCAAAGGAAAGAAGGCGUUCCUGUGAAUGAAGCCAAGAAGUUUGAUAUUCGGUUGACAGUCGAUGAGUUUAAAGCAAAUGUUGGUUCAUAUUCAUCUUGGAAGCCCGGAAUGGAGAUAAAUGUAACGCAUAUAAAGCGUCGCGACAUUCCCGCUUUUGUUUUUCCUGGUGGUGUUCGACCUGCCAGACCCCCUGCAACUACAAGACGCCCUCAUACUGCUUCAGAAACAAACACCACUACUACUACUACUACUACCAACACCAGUAGUGGUAUUGGUAUUGGUAUUGGUAUGAUUGAUAGGGAAGAUGAUGCAAGGAAACGGAAGCGAGAGGAUGAUGACACGGAGGCUUCUACCAAGUUGCUCAUAGAUGAAGGCAACGGAUUUACUACUGCUACUGCUACUAUUGGUAUUGGUGGUCCAUCUAAUGCUACUGAUACUAAUCAAGUAGUUGGGACAUCUGUGGUGGGUCUGUUGACCUCUAAAGAAGCAGAGGCCGAGAAGCUUGCGAUUGAGAAGUUGAUGUCUGAUCCGUAUCAGACUUCCCCACAACCACAACCACCACCACAACUUGAGGAGUUAGAGGAGCUUGAUGAUAACUGUCACAUGGAGAUGGAAUCUUCAACUUCAACCAAUAAGGAAUUCGCUGUUCCUGUCACAAUCAGCAAUGCAACAGGCGCCUCUUCCAGUUUGCAGUUGAAUGGGAGCUUAGAAGAGCUUGAGCCCCCUGAACUUGUUGUGCCCUUGCCGACUGCAUCUCAUGCUACACCUGCUUCACAGAAAAAGCCAAUUAUCAGGUUCAGUUUUACCUCAUUGGCCAAGGCUACUGGCAACAGCACUUGAUGAUCAUAUCAUGUAAUCCCCCACCCAUAAACCUUUAUGUUCUGUUUGUUGUAUAGUGGUGACUGGUAAAAUGUUGAGAUCAAGUAACAAAUGUUUCUGUCAUUUGGAUUCCCGUGUUCAUGUUUAAUAACUACCUCAAGUAUGAGAUAAUAUAUUAUAUUAUAUUA